AUGGACCCUGCGCAACGUAUUCUACUGGAAACAGUUUACGAAGCCUUCGAAGCUGCUGGAUACACGAUGAAGCAGAUGCAAGGCUCAUUGACUUCUGUUUUCGUUGGUCUCAUGUCGGGAGACUACUGGGACAUAACAAUGCGCGAUACCGACACGAUGCCCACAUACACAGCGCCGGGCAUGUCUCGCAGCAUCAUGUCAAACCGCAUCUCGUACGUCUUCGACCUCAGAGGACCAUCGAUGACGAUAGACACGGCAUGCUCAAGUUCUCUUGUGGCACUACAUCAAGCAGUGCAAAGCCUACAGAGUGGCGAGUCCACCACUGCUGUUGUCGCCGGUGCCAACCUGCUCCUCGACGCUUCGACGUACAUCAUGGAGACCAAGCUUCAGAUGCUCUCGCCUGACUCUCGCUGCCGCAUGUGGGACAAGUCAGCCGAUGGAUAUGCCAGAGGGGAGGGCUUUGCAGCAAUCCUGCUCAAACCUCUCAGUGCAGCCCUGGCAGAUGGCGACGAUAUCGAAUGUGUUAUCCGAGGAACGGGGGUCAACUCGGACGGGCGCACGAAAGGAAUUGCCAUGCCAAGUGCCGAGGCCCAAUCUACUCUCAUUCGAGAUACUUACAAAAGAGCAGGGCUGGACCCUGUGGCUGACAGGUGUCAUUAUUUCGAGUGCCACGGAACAGGUACUCAAGCAGGGGACCCGAUCGAGGCUCGGGCCAUUGCCACCACGUUCUUUCCUGAGAACCAGGAGCAUGGUGACGAAAGACUAUACGUUGGUUCCGUCAAGACUGUCAUCGGUCAUCUCGAGGGUUGCGCCGGCCUUGCGGGUGUUCUCAAAGCCUCGUUAGCUAUGCAGAACCGCACCGUUCCCGCGAAUAUGCAUUUCACAGCUCUGAACCCGGCAGUCGAACCCUUCUACAAGCAUCUCAAGAUUUUAACAUCCUCGAUCCCCUGGCCUGAGAUUACUACUGGACCUCGGCGUGUCAGUGUCAACAGCUUUGGGUUUGGUGGAACCAAUGCCCAUGUCAUCUUGGAAAGCUACGAAGUCGAGAAGCCAGAAACCACAAGGAGCCUUGCCACAGGACGCUUCUAUGGCCCUCUGAUUUUCUCAGCCCGUACUGAAACCUCUCUGCAUUCAAGCAUCAGAAAAUAUGCCCAUUUUGUGAAGUCAAAUCCAUCGGUUGACCUCGAGAAUUUGAGUUGGGUUCUUCAAGAAAAGCGCGACACUUUCCAAUUCAAGCAUUGUUUCUCCGCGCCCGAUCGUGAGAAGUUGCUUGACUACAUGGACGAGUUCAUCAAUAAAGCCGGUUCAGGAUCUCUGAGCAGCUUGGUGACCCGAACGCCAUUACGAAGCUCGGAUGAGACACCCAGAGUUCUUGGGAUAUUCACCGGCCAAGGUGCACAAUGGGCUAGCAUGGGAAAGGCGCUACUGGAAAACUGUCAACUGUUUCGCGAGACCAUCCAACAUUGUGAGGCGUCCUUAGCUGCGCUCGCCGAUCCUCCCCCGUGGUCUUUGAAAGCGGAGCUGCUUGCAAAUGACGCGUCUCGCAUUCGCGAAGCGGCACUCAGUCAGCCUCUCUGCACCGCUCUUCAAAUUGCUAUGGUGGAUCUCGCAACAGCUGCAGGGCUCAGAUUCUCCGCCGUCGUGGGCCAUUCUUCCGGUGAGAUUGCCGCCGCCUACGCAGCAGGAAUUCUUUCGUCAUCAGAUGCCAUGGCUAUUGCCUACUAUAGAGGAUUUCAUGCCAAGCUUGCUGAGGGAAAGAGCGGGGAACAAGGCGGCAUGAUGGCUGUAGGCAUUUCUUAUGCCACAGCACUUGAGAUUUGUUCUCAGCCUCAGUGGAUAGGGCGCAUCGGCCUGGCCGCGAGCAAUUCCCCAUCCAGCGUUACUCUGUCCGGAGACAUGGAAGCGAUCAAGGAAGCAAAGGCCAUCUUCGAUGAGCAUAAGACCUUUGCCAGACUGCUCCAGGUUGACACUGCCUACCACUCGCACCACAUGCUACCCUGCGCUGGUCCCUAUCUGAAAUCGCUAUCGGCUUGCAACAUCAACGUCAAUCAGCCAAGGGCCGACUGUAUCUGGAUCUCAAGUGUCAUUGGGGAUACCUCGCUGCUCGACAGCAAGCUCGAGGCUCUUACUGGACAGUAUUGGGUAGACAACAUGGUCAAGCCUGUUCUGUUCUCACAGGCCUUGGAGUUUUCUCUGUCGGGUCGGCGGUCAUUCGAGAUGGCUGUGGAAAUUGGACCUCAUCCAGCACUGAAGGGACCGGCACUGCAGGUCUUUAAGUCUGUACUGGGAUCAUCUCCUCCUUACACUGGCUUCAUGCGACGGGGAGAGGACGAAGUUGAAGCAUUCUCCAGCGGCGUAGGAUUUCUAUGGGCCAAUCUCGGUCAUGCCUCAGUCAACUUUGCUGGAUAUCGGAAGGCAUUCCAAGGUCCCGCUGUAUCGAAACCCAAGAUGUUGAAGGGUUUGCCAUCUUAUGCAUGGGAUCACGACAAGAUCUACUGGAAAGAGAGCCGUAUCUCUCGGAACCACCGCCUUCGGCUACAGGGGCCGCAUGAACUGCUUGGUCGCAGGGCGUCAGACGACUCGGACUACGAAGUUCGUUGGCGCAACUUUCUGCGGCUGAACGAACUCCCCUGGCUUCGCGGUCACGAAUUCCAAGGCCAGGCCCUGUUCCCUGCUACAGGUCAUGUAGCCAUGGCGCUGGAAGCCUCCAGGAAGAUAGCUGGUAAUCGCGCCGUUCGGCUGUUCGAAUUGCGCAAUAUUUCUUUCCAUAAGGCGCUGAUCGUAGAUGGUGAUCAGCCGGGCGUUGAGAUUGUCUUCUCACUGCGGGUGCUCAAUGACGACCAACAAGCAGACAGGAACACAAAAGAUAUCCUCCAGGCAGAGUUCACAAGCUAUGCGUGCUCGGAUGAAACAUCUGGCCAGCUGGAGAAAGUCGCCUGUGGGAGCAUUGUCUUGCAUCUUGGCGAGGGCACUGGCGAGGAGCUACCACGAAUUGAGCCUACCGCGCAAAGCCUCACACCUGUUGACACCGACAGAGUUUACUCCGCGCUGGAAGAUAUCGGCUUGAACUAUCAUGGGCCGUUCCGAAAUAUAGCAUGUGCUAAGAGGACGAGAGGUCACUGUCAAACAUCAGCUGUUUGGCAGAAUCAUGAGAUGGCGGCUGAUGAGUAUAUCAUUCAUCCGAUCCUUCUUGAUAGCGCCUUUCAAGCCAUGUAUGUUGCUCUGACUUCUCCAGCAACCAAUGGCAUCCUCUGGACGACGUAUCUACCAUCUUCCAUCCAACGCCUCACGGUAGACCCAGCAACGGCUCACAACUAUAAUUCCCCAGAUUUGAAAGCUGAUAUGGAGGCCUUCGUCACGGAAUCUACAUCAUCCUUUUUCGUUGGAGAUGUCAACGUACUUGACCCUACUGAAUCCCGUUACAGUGUCCAAGUGGAAGGCUUGCUCUUUAAGGCAAUUGCUGAGGCAUCUCCUGCAAACGACCGGCCUUUGUUCGCCAAGACUAUAUGGGAUGUCGAUAUCGCUUGUGGAGCAUCUGUUACAGCGGAAAAUCAGGACCCAGAGGGGGAGCUGGAGCAGCUAUACGCCAUCGAGAGGGUAGCUCUGUUCUACCUGCAAGACUUUGUCAGUUCAGUCUCAACGGACGAGGUCAAGGAACUCUCAUGGUACCACCAAAGACUUUUCGCUGCCGCCGAGGCUGCGCUCGCUCGAGUUCGCCGCGGUAAUAACCCCAUGGUAAAGCCAGAGUGGCUGGGCGACUCUCGCGAGACUAUUGACGCACUCCACAUGAAGUUCCCUGACCAAGUCGACCUUAGGAUGAUGCAGGCUAUCAGCUUGAAGCUCUUGUCCAGCGUCCGCGGCUCAACCCCGAUACUGGAGGUGAUGCUCCAGGAUGAUCUACUCUACAGAUUCUACCAGGAAUGCUGGGGAAAUCGAACUCUGAAUGCCUAUGUCGCACGUGUGGUUCAGCAAAUAACGCACAAAUACCCUCGCGCCAGAUUGCUGGAGAUUGGCGCUGGAACCGGCGGCACGACGAGCGGAAUCUUGCAUGCCGUUGGCAACGCUUAUGCCUCUUACACCUAUACAGACAUCUCAUCUGGCUUCUUCGCUAAAGCAGCAGAAAAGCUAUCUGACCAUACCGAAAAGAUGACUUUCAAAGUUCUCGACAUCGAAAAGGAUCCUGCCGCUCAAGGCUUCACCAAGGGGGCGUACGAUGUGGUGAUCUGCGUCAACGUGCUUCACGCAACGCGCUCUCUCUCCAAUACUCUGGCUCACACGAGAUCGCUCCUAAGGCCCGGAGGCUACUUGGUUCUGAUGGAAAUCACAGCCGAUGCCCUCAGGAAUCUUUACAUCUUUGGGACGUUACCCGGAUGGUGGCUCGGUGCGGAAGAAGGCAGGAGCUACGGGCCGUUCGUUUCGGAUGUUCAAUGGGAUUGCCUCCUCAGGCGCUCCGGCUUCUCUGGUGUUGAAACCGUUCUACGGGAUUGCCCAGAUGUGCUGAUGCAUGGCGCUUCCGUUAUGGUGAGCCAAGCGGUUGAUGAUACGGUUCGCCUUUUGCGCGAGCCAAUGACAGCGCUUUCAUCGUUGCCAGAAGAGCGGCUGCUGAUUGUUGGUGGAAAAACGCUGCCAGUCUUGAAGAUUGUGCGUGCGAUUCAGGAUCUUCUUGUGUCUUGGAAGUCGCGCACUUCAGUGGUGAAUAGCAUCGACACCCUGGACAUGGAGGAUCUUUCGCCGGGCACAUCGGUCAUAUCUCUUACCGAGCUCGACCGGCCAUUAUUUUCUGAAGCUAUGACAGAUGAUCGACUUAAAAAGCUCCAGGGGCUGUUCAGUCACGCGAAGACAAUCCUUUGGGCUACCACCGGCUGUUCUGAAGGACGAAACCCCGAGUCAAACAUGACUGUCGGCAUCGGACGUGCUCUCCUCACGGAGAUGCCCAAUCUCACUCUCCAAUUUUUGGAUGUCAAGAAAAUUUCGCACCUCAGGUCGACUAUCGUUGUGGAGUAUUUCCUCCGUCUGGCUCUCUCUGGUGAACCAGCAGUUGCAAAGGAUGAUAUACUCUGGACGGUUGAGCCUGAGGUAGCUAUGGAUGGGAGUGCGCUCCUUCUUCCCCGUGUUGUGUCCGACACGGCCGUUAAUGACCGGUUCAAUGCAAACCGUCGUUUGGUCACGAAGACAGUUUCAGCCAAUGACACAUGCGUUGAGAUCACUACGAUGAACUCGGAUCAAUCGCUGUCCCUGCGGGAGGUGGCAACGCCAGGCAGUCUGACCACGAAAAUCAUUGAUGUGCAAUACUCCGUUGCAUUUUCAAAAGACUGCAAUCUGAUUCUUGGGGUAGUACGGGGAACUUCACUAUCACUGCUUGCUUUGUCCAGCACCGCAGCCUCGUCGAUCAGUGGACUGAAGAUGCAUAUCUCAGUGCCAGAUGGCUAUCCUUCCCCUCUUCAGCUGAUCUCAGAUGUAGCCAACCAUGCUCUUGCGCUCGAACUGCUAAAGCUUGCCCCAACAGACCGCUCGGUGUUGCUCAUCCACGAGGCCCCUGCGCAGCUUGUCGAACUUCAAGUCGCUGUUCAACCUUUGGAUCCUACCGGCCUCUUCAGACCAGACAAGACAUAUUUCAUGGUCGGCAUGACUGGCGAGCUUGGUCUGUCUCUUGCCGGGUGGAUGAUUGACAACGGCGCCCGUCACGUUGUCCUGAUCAGCCGUAGUGCGAGUGUGGAUGUUUCGUGGCUGAAUGAAAUGGCCACACUGGGCGCUAUUGUCAAGGUCUAUCAGAUGGACGUCUCUGACAAGGAGUCUGUACGUUCCGUCUACAACACGGUCCUGAACACUAUGCCGCCAAUCGCUGGUGUGUGCAAUGCUGCGAUGGUUCUCAAGGACAAUCUAUUCGUCAACAUGGAUGCGAGCUCCCUCAACAGUGUCCUUCUGCCCAAGGUUGUAGGCACCAAAAUCCUGGAUGAGCUAUUCAACGAGCCCAACCUCGACUUCUUCGUCCUCUUCUCCUCUCUUGCUAGCGUGUUCGGCAACGCAGGCCAGUCGAAUUACCACGCCGCCAACCUAUUCAUGAACAGUGUAGCUGCUAAGCGCAGAGCGAAGGGCCUUGCUGCUUCAAUCAUGCAUAUUGGCAUGAUUGCGGAUAUCGGCUACGUGGCUCGCGCUGGCCGUCAGAUUGAGGACCACCUGCGAAAGCUACUGUUCCAUCCAAUGUCCGAGGUCGAUAUGCAUCACCUGUUCGCAGAGGCAGUCAUCAACAGCCGUCCCGAGUGCGAGGGAAACUGGGACAUCGUCUCUGGCAUUGACCCGUUUGUGGAUACGCCUGACGCAAAAUCACGACCGCACUUCUACUCCAACCCACGCUUUUCGCACUUCAUCCACGAAGAUGUUGCAUCUAAGCAGCAGGGCACUUCUGUUUCUUCGCCUGCAAGAGACAUCAAGCAGACGCUUGACGGAAUCACCGUCGAGGAGGAUGCGAAGACGGCAAUCGAAGAAGCCUUCCUGGCAACCCUUGAGCUUAUGCUGCAAAUGGCUCCCAACACUGCUGACGCAAAUGCUUCGAUGCUAUCAUUGGGUAUGGACUCACUUGUGGCUGUUGAGAUAAGGACCUGGUUCCUCAAACGCGUUGGUGUCGAUAUUCCCGUUUUCAAGCUGCUCAGUGGCGAUACUGUGGCGGCUCUCUGCAAGGACGCAGCAUGCAAAUUCAUGGCUGCGAAGACCGGUGCACGCUAA
Messenger RNA from Lasiodiplodia theobromae, 6723 nucleotides. Its product is annotated as Beta-ketoacyl synthase. Gene Ontology annotation, biological process: secondary metabolite biosynthetic process; fatty acid biosynthetic process. The record is from RefSeq and is a predicted model, not a curated record. Bases 1 to 6723 code for a protein of 2240 amino acids. NCBI's taxonomy places the organism in Eukaryota, Fungi, Ascomycota, Dothideomycetes, Botryosphaeriales, Botryosphaeriaceae. Gene Ontology annotation, molecular function: fatty acid synthase activity; phosphopantetheine binding; 3-oxoacyl-[acyl-carrier-protein] synthase activity. The transcript has 2 exons.